Phialemonium atrogriseum is the source of this 953-nucleotide messenger RNA. RefSeq lists its product as uncharacterized. Lineage: Eukaryota; Fungi; Ascomycota; Sordariomycetes; Cephalothecales; Cephalothecaceae. The record is from RefSeq and is a predicted model, not a curated record. The transcript is spliced from 2 exons. Bases 242 to 859 code for a protein of 205 amino acids.
GAGUCAUUUGAAUUCAUAUCGUCUGUUCACUGGCUAGAAGCCCAAGAACAAGUCUUUGUCAGAGACAAAGGUCAUUCAUUCUCUCACAACUACCCACUUCAUUCUCUGUGACACAAAUCCGUUUUUGUCACAUUACAACUAUUUAAGCCCUAUUUACCAGGAGCUCGCACGUCUUAUACUCGAACCCUUACACAAAUAUCCCCUUUGAAUAACUCAAAGUAUCAUCAACAUAAAAAACAAGAUGCGUUCCCACGGUCUCGCAUCCAUCGUCAUCUUCGGCGGCCUCGCCGCCUCAGCCCCGGUGCUCUCCACCCGCGAGACGACGGCCGCCUCCAUCAUCGGAAGCAUCAUGCCGACAUCCAACUCGUGCGACGGAGCCACGUUCCCCGACGAGUGCCGCACCGCCGAGCAGGCCGCCCCAUUCUUGAUCAAGGCCAUGCAGACGUACAACCUCUACUCGGCGGGCGAGAUCGCCGGCGUGCUCUCCCUCGUCGGCUACGAGAGCGUCGACAUGCGGUACAAGCAUAACGUUUCUCCGGGACGCCCUGGCCAGGGCACCUCAAACAUGCAAAUGGUCAACUACAACCAAGAGUACGCGUCCUCGAUCCCCGAGCUGCAGCCCAAGGUGGCCGGCGCCUCGGACAACGACGUGCUCGCCCUCGUGACGCCCGACGAGUACAACUUCGGCUCGGGCCCGUGGUUCCUCGCGACCCAGUGCUCCGACUCGGUCCGCCAGGCACUCCAGGCCGGCACCGACGACGGGUUCCGCGCCUACAUGACGUGCGUCGGCGUCACGGCCAGCGACGACAGGCUGGCCUACUGGACCCGCGCCAAGGCGGCGUUUGGGCUCUCGGGGUAGACGAGCUCGUCCGCCGCGUGUGUGUGACGUAUUGAGGCAAUUUUUGAUAAAUUCCCUCUUCUUCUUCUUCUACUUCUUCUUCCUCCGGGAUCUA